AUGGACAUCGACAAAUUUUAUACCACGUGGGCGAUCAAGGUGGAGGCUAUAAUGGAAGCCCAAGGAGUAUGGGAGGCCAUCGAACCAGAAGAAGGAGCGGCUGUGGAGGGAAAGAAGGACAAAGCAGCGAGAGCACUUCUUCUCCAAGCCCUUUCGGAAGAUCUUCUGCUGCAGGUUGCUCAGAAAAAGAUGGCCAAGGAGGUUUGGGACAGCCUCAAGACGAGGUUCAUAGGAGCUGAUCGUGUUAAGGCAGCGCGACUGCAGACGUUGAAAAGCGAAUUUGAUGGGUUGCGGAUGAGUGAAGGGGAGACAUUGGAGGAGUAUGCAGGAAAGCUGAGUGGCAUGUCGGCAAAGUAUACCAGCUUGGGAGCUACGAACGACGCAGAGAUGGUAAAGAAAUUGUUUGACACUGUGCCUACUAAGUAUUACCCAGUCAUCGCAAGAAUCGAACAAUUCUGUGAUCUCACCACGAUGCCUUUCGAAGAAGCCGUUGGACGUCUUAAAAUGUUCGAGGAGCGAAUACGCCAGACAGCACCUAGCGGAAACAACGGCAGUCAGCUACUUCUUGCCCAGACAGAUUGGAAAGGACAACAGUACCAAGGUGGCAAGGAAAGGAACCUCAGUGAAGUAAGCGGCAAUCGCGGCCGGGGUGGACGCGGUCGCGGGAGAGGUCGUGACAGAGGUGAGCACACCGAAACUUCACGCAGGGAGAACACAAGAGGCUCUGGCGGAGAAGGCCGUGACAAGAGCCAUAUAAGGUGCUACAACUGCAACAAGGUGGGGCACUAUGCAUCAGAGUGUUGGAGUAAACAACGAAAGGUAGAAGCCAACCUAACGUGCACAGAGGAAAAUGAGCCGGCACUCCUGCUGUCAGCAGCGGCAGAAAGAGAGAACUGA
Andrographis paniculata is the source of this 897-nucleotide messenger RNA. RefSeq lists its product as uncharacterized. The transcript has a single exon. The coding region runs from base 1 to 897 and encodes 298 amino acids. The record is from RefSeq and is a predicted model, not a curated record. Gene Ontology annotation, molecular function: nucleic acid binding; zinc ion binding. Lineage: Eukaryota; Viridiplantae; Streptophyta; Magnoliopsida; Lamiales; Acanthaceae.